UGAUGAUCAAACUGUGUCGUUUUUAAAUAUUUAUAUGGCUGUAUUUGCAGAUUGAAACGAUGCGUAAAGAGUUGAGCCUGCUUUUUUCUUUUUUUUUUUUCUUUUCUUUUUCUAAGCGCUAACACACAUUCGCGGCUAUUUUAGUAAUUAGCCGGGCUCUUCCGCUACCCGAACCCCUCAAAACUACAUCUCCCAGCAUGCUCUAAAGCUGGUCUGACCUCAUCUCAAAUGGCCCCGUAGGGCAACAAGGAUGGUUAGUUUUGACCGUGCUUAUUUGUGCCAUAAAAUAUUGAUCCUAAUUGGCUGCUAUUUGGGCUUUUAUAUUUGCCGGCCUCCCGUUUUUGAGCCGUGGUCACUAAAUGAAGAGAUUCUGGCCUGGGAAGGCCCAUGCAUUCCUUCAAUUGGAUGGGGAGCAGGGACAGUGUCUCUGGCGACAGCGCGAAUAGGAGGGAAUGUUGACCAGGGAGCACCGCUGCGGCCGUUCAGAGGAGCAGGAACCGGAGCCCGGGUUGAGUCCGAAAAAAGCCGGAUCCAGACGGCGACUCCGGAACGGCUGCAACUGGAAGAUGGAGGAGCCGGAGGAACCGGCGGACAGUGGGCAGUCGCUGCCUCCAGUUUACAUCUACAGUCCCGAGUAUGUCAGCAUGUGCGACUCCCUGGCCAAAGUCCCCAAACGGGCCAGCAUGGUACAUUCUUUGAUUGAAGCAUAUGCACUGCAUAAGCAAAUGAGGAUAGUUAAGCCCAAAGUAGCUUCCAUGGAGGAGAUGGCCACCUUCCACACUGAUGCCUAUCUGCAGCAUCUCCAGAAGGUCAGCCAAGAAGGAGAUGACGAUCAUCCAGACUCCAUAGAAUAUGGGCUAGGUUAUGACUGCCCAGCCACUGAAGGAAUAUUUGACUACGCAGCAGCUGUAGGAGGGGCCACCAUCACAGCUGCGCAAUGCCUGAUUGACGGAAUGUGCAAAGUAGCAAUUAACUGGUCCGGAGGGUGGCAUCAUGCAAAGAAAGAUGAAGCAUCUGGUUUUUGUUAUCUCAAUGAUGCUGUCCUGGGAAUAUUACGAUUGCGACGGAAAUUUGACCGUAUUCUCUAUGUGGAUUUGGAUCUGCACCAUGGAGAUGGUGUAGAAGAUGCCUUCAGUUUCACCUCCAAAGUCAUGACAGUGUCCCUGCACAAAUUCUCCCCGGGAUUUUUCCCAGGAACAGGUGACGUGUCUGAUGUUGGCCUAGGGAAGGGACGGUACUACAGUGUAAACGUACCCAUUCAGGACGGCAUACAGGACGAGAAGUAUUACCACAUCUGUGAAAGUGUACUAAAGGAGGUCUACAUAGCCUUUAAUCCAAAAGCAGUGGUCUUACAGCUGGGAGCUGAUACGAUUGCUGGGGAUCCCAUGUGUUCCUUUAACAUGACUCCAGUGGGAAUUGGCAAAUGUCUUAAGUACAUUCUUCAGUGGCAGUUGGCAACACUCAUUCUGGGAGGAGGAGGCUAUAACCUUGCCAACACGGCUCGAUGCUGGACAUACUUGACCGGGGUCAUCCUAGGGAAAACACUAUCCUCUGAGAUCCCAGAUCAUGAGAUCAACAGAUGGUGGAUCAGAAAAUAUUUACUGAGCACCCAUUGUGUGCCAGGCACCAUGGUAGGUGUCUUAGAAGAUGCAAAGACACUAAGACCACAUCUCUUCCCUUACCUCAAGCAGCCUGGGAGGGAGGCUAGUGUAAGUUCUAGGGAGACAAGUAGAUAUACAAAUAAUUGUAUUACAGAGCAGAGUAAGAACCACAAGACAGCAGGAACAAUGACUGUGGAGAUGGGCAUCAUAAAUGAAAGGGAUACUAAGGAGUGUACAAAAUACUCUGCCCUCCAGGAGCUGAAAAUAUAAUUGAGAAAUCUAGUCAGUGAAAAGGUCAAGAUAGUGCAGCAGUCAGCUGUAGUCUGGCUGACACCCCACUGUCUUCACUUUCAGUCUUGGACUUGUGUUCUUCUGUGUCCUAGUGUAAUAAUCUUCCUCCUCCAGAUGCUCUUUCCCCAUCUAUCUCUUGUCUUCCUAGUGGCAGCUUCAAGCCCUGUGCCUUUAAAAAUCCCUUACCUAAGUAUACCAAGGCCCUUUGAGUUCUUCCUUCACAUUCAUUUAUUCCUUCAUUCAUUUAACAAAUAUUCAUUGAGUACCUACUAUUUGCCAGGCCCUUAUUCAGACUUGAAUUCAGAGAUUCAAAGACUAGCAAGUCAACCCAGUGCCCUCAAAAGUUUCACCAUCUAAUAAAGGUGACGGAACAAUGUACCCAAAUCCAGGACAGUUGUGAAUAGAAGAAAUGUUUCACCAAGACUUUGAACUGAAUCUUGGAGGUUUGUUCAGAGUUUGCCAGGUGAAGAAGAGCGAAACACAUUCUAGGCAAAGAGAAUAAGGUUUGAAAAGGAUCUGGUCCCUCAUGGGACAAGUGAGAAGUUUGAUAUGGUAGUAGAACAUAAAAUUUAUGA
This is a messenger RNA of Neogale vison (American mink), 2467 nucleotides long. RefSeq names its product histone deacetylase 8 (gene HDAC8). The record is from RefSeq and is a predicted model, not a curated record. The transcript is spliced from 10 exons. Gene Ontology annotation, molecular function: histone deacetylase activity. NCBI's taxonomy places the organism in Eukaryota, Metazoa, Chordata, Mammalia, Carnivora, Mustelidae. Bases 453 to 1871 code for a protein of 472 amino acids.